Messenger RNA from Colletotrichum destructivum, 800 nucleotides. RefSeq lists its product as uncharacterized. NCBI's taxonomy places the organism in Eukaryota, Fungi, Ascomycota, Sordariomycetes, Glomerellales, Glomerellaceae. The record is from RefSeq and is a predicted model, not a curated record. The coding region runs from base 1 to 558 and encodes 185 amino acids. The transcript has a single exon.
AUGGCCUCCCCGCCGGAUCCCGCCCCGGCGACCUCUCCCGCUCCAGCGACCGCACCCGCUCUUGAACAGAACCAACCACCCAACCAACAAACCACCCCCGCCCGGCCCGAACGACGCCCCAGGGCCGGAGGCCUCCUCCCCGCCCUCGCGAUAGCGCUCGUCAGCUGGCUCCUCAUCGGCAGCAUAAGUCACAGCCCGCCCGCCAUCGCCGCCCUCGGCGACGCCAUCGUCGCCCUCGAUGUCGUCCUCGUCUUCGUCCAGAUCCUCAUGCUCUUCCUCGCUCUGGACUGCGCCUCCGACCUGUGGCCCGGCUACGGGUCCGCCACCUUCACGGCGGCCGUCACGGGCCUCGGCGUCGCGUCGGCCUACGCCCUCCGCGCGGCGGACGGGUGGACCAACGGGUCCCAGGGCCUGUUCUGGGCGCUCGGCGGCAUGUACGGCGGCGUCGCGCUCGAGUGGCUCACGGGGUUCUGGGCCCGGCUCGAGAGGCGCCUCGAGAGUUCGGCGACGAGGGGGGAUGGUACGCUCUUGCAAACCGCGGCCGUGAAGACAUCAUAAUCUGGGUAGCAGCUAUCUAGGGCGUGCUGUUUGUCAUUAAACGGUGUCAAGAGAUGAGUUCUCAAUCAAACAAGUCAUGUACUAUUUUCGGAUCAUUUUAUCUUCUUUUGUCCUUGCACGGUAUUCCAACUGUCUGAGCUUUCAAUGACCACCAAGCCGGGACACCAAGUAAACCACCUGCACAGGCCAUGGCCACUUAAUGGUGACUAUAAUCGCUUCAGGCACAAGCUCGACCAUCAUUU